CAUUUUGAACUGCUAAAUCUCACACGAUUGAAAGAGGUUAAUGUUCUGCUAAUCUCUUUUCCUGCCCGGGGGCCGUGGCCGUCGCUAGGGAGGGGGAAGUGUACUCCAAUGCAACCAACUGCGCAAUCCCCAUACAGCACAUUGUGCACAUCGAAUAGCCACAUCACCUUUCAUUUUAGCCUACAAUUUAUAUUUUCCCUACAUAACUUUACAGGGAUCUGUUUAGUAACGUCCACAUUUCGGCCUUAAUUUUUUUUUGAAUGUACAAAUGUUGAGAACAAUUUUUUGACAUUUCAAUGUUGUCAGCUUCAGGGGGCUCACGAGCUGGGCCCACCGGGCGGACACCCUGCCAAUGUUAGCUAUGGCCGAGUUUGUUUCAGUUCCAGUCUCAGCUUUAGUUCUAUCGACUCGACCAACAACACAAAUGGAAACAGAAAUUAUAUUGUUUCAUUGAAAUGGCACAAAAAACUGAAGAAUGGAGCUGUCAUCCCGAUCUGGAAGUCGAAUGGGAUCUUUUCACUGAGAACUGCAGACGAAACACUCGUACAGAUUUUAAUUCUGAACUCUGGAUGAAAUUUUGGCAGCAGAGUAAUGUACCAUCAAAACCGACCAUCAACCUUGGUCAUGCAGAACCCUUCCUGCAGGACCAAGGGUUUCAUGAAGCCAUGGAGUGUGAUGAUACUGAAUUACCGUCUAUUUCCAACCCACCCAGCGCCAACCUGGUCGUAGAAGACAAUGUGGCAGCACUGACUGAUUCUCAACAACAGCAAAUCAAUGCUAUUGUAUCGGACCUUCUUGACGUUUUUGAUAUGGCCAGUGAAAGUAUUCCCGAAGAACUUAAAGAUGAUAUAAAAUUAUUGCCCAGCCAUGCAGUCUCAUUGCUCUUCAAGGAACUGAGUUUGCGGCUCUCAGAUCAGGGCUUUUACUCAAUCUGUAGUGUGCUCAGUGAGGACACAAAUCCAGAUUCUUGGGUAGAUAUAAGACUUGUAUUUCAAGAAAUUUUCCUGCCUAUGCUAUCUGGUGAAAAGCAUAAUACUCUUGGAGAAGAGGUAAAAGCAGGAUUAAAACAAUUAACAGAACGUUUUCCAUCAGAAUGUGUGUCACAUAUGCUAAUACCACUUCUAUCUUAUAAUUUAACGGCACCAACACAAUUGGAAUUGCUCUCGGAUCUAAUACCUGCUCUCCCAAAGUCGGAUUUCUCUGGUUUAUUUCGUGACUUCAUUUUACAAUGCAAAGCACCAUUAGAAGAGUUGAAAAUUUUGGUUUUAAUCUGCUUUAUGUCUACCUCUGGAGUUGAUGAUGUUGUACUGAAGACUGACUCUCCUCUAUUAAAAUUACUACCUGUACUUUCACUCUCAGCAAGGGCACUUUCAGCAAAUGAGUCAUUUGCCAGCUUGAUAUUAAGGAUAAUACCAGCCCUGAGGUGUAGCACUUCACCCCAAGUACAAAAUGAAAUUACAGCUAUUGUUCAGCAAAGUGCCUCUUUCAACAAGCAGGCCAUGCUGAACGCAUUGAAAGGUUGAGAGAAUUAAAUUCAGAUAACUUUAAAA
This is a messenger RNA of Frankliniella occidentalis (western flower thrips), 1550 nucleotides long. RefSeq lists its product as uncharacterized. Lineage: Eukaryota; Metazoa; Arthropoda; Insecta; Thysanoptera; Thripidae. The record is from RefSeq and is a predicted model, not a curated record. The transcript has 5 exons. Bases 456 to 1523 code for a protein of 355 amino acids.